AUGACCGACUUUGGACCUCGUGCCCCCCAUGGGCCAGAUAUGACGGGGACUCACAACCCGCUGGAGGAUAUGGAAGCCCAUGAGAAGGGUGCCUUUGAUCGCCUGAUCCGUCCCGAUGACAGUUACAAUGCGGAGGGUGUUUACUGGGCCGAUAUGCCUCUGGGCGAGAAGAUCAAGUUCGUCAGCUCCUACGAUGCGAAGGAAGCCCGCAGCGAGCUGUCCACCAUUUGGUCCAUGAUCAAGGAGGACCCGUUGUCCCCCGUUUCGUACUACUUCCGGAACAUGGUUCUCCCCGGUGCUGGUCUCGGUCUGGAGGGUUACGUCCUGUUCUCCAUUGGCAACAUCAAGCCUCUGUUCCAGAAGGCUUUCCCGGAGUGCUGGAAUACGCACGAGAUCUGUAACCCGCAGUGGCUGAAUGCCGUCGAUUACCUGGAGAUUAUCGGUAUCAUCGUGGGUCAGAUCCUGGUUGGUUUCAUUGGUGACUGGAUUGGCCGUCGCUGGGGUCUGAUUCAGGAUGCCACCAUCAUGUUCAUUGGUCUGCUCAUGCUUACCGCCGCCUGGGGCGUUACCCAGAACGGUUGGGUCAUUUGCUACGCUUGGUCCCUGUUCUUCUACUCGGUUGGUGUUGGCGGCGAAUACCCCAUGACUGCUACCUCCGGUAUGGAGAACGCCAUUGGUUCGGGCAAGAUUUCGACCAAGGAGGACCGUCUGCACCGUGGCCGCAAGGUCACCAGCGCCUUCCUGAUGCAGGGCUGGGGUCAGUUCUUCAACCAGGUUAUUCUGAUCAUCCUCCUGCUCUGCUUCCACCACGGUAGCGGCAACAACCCUUACUCUGCCGUUGCGGUCCAGUGGACUUACCGUGUCUCUUUUGCUAUCCCCGCCGUGGGCACGUUGUGGCUGGUCUACUACCGUGCCUACCACAUGAAGGCUGCCUCUAAGCAGCUGGUUGCCGCUAAGAAGAAGGCUUCCGUCACUGGUUACGAUGUUGAGUCUCUCCGUCUGACCUUCAAGUACUUUGGUCCUCGCCUGAUCGCCACUGCUGGUGGUUGGUUUGCCAACGAUGUGUUCUUCUAUGGUAACAAGCUCUUCCAGAGCGACUUUAUCAAGGUUAUUUCCCCGGAGACUUCCUCCGUUAUGCCUACCUGGUUGUGGAACCUGGUCAACGUCGGUGUCUCGCUGUGCGGUUACUACCUUGCCUCCUUCUUGAUCGACAACAAGCUGUAUGGUCGUAAGUGGAUGCAGACCGUCGGUUUCCUGAUGUGCUUUAUCCUCUUCGUUGUCCCCGCUUUCCACUACAAGCACUACAAGUCCGAAGCCCACAUCAAGGAGUUCCAGACUAUGUACUUCCUCAGCUCCUUCUUCAACCAGUUCGGUCCCAACUGUGUCAGUUUCCUGGUUGCUGCCGAGGUCUUCCCCACUCCUAUCCGUGCGACUGCCCACGGUAUCUCCGCCGCCGCUGGUAAGGCCGGUGCUCUGCUGGCUUCCGUUCUCUACAACUAUAUCGACACCCAGACCAAGUUCUACGUCGUUCCCUGGUUCGGGUUGGCUGGUGUUUUCGUGACUCUGGCCUUCCUGCCCGACACUACCGGUCUCGACCUGAAGGAGCAGGAGCGCCGCUGGCAGUGUCUCCGUGAGGGUCGUGAGGAGGACUACCACGGUCCCGCCGUGCACCCCAAGCACCUGUCCUGGUACGAGCGCUUCGUCCUGCGCAAGAACCGCUACUACGAUGCCGAGCUUGACUACCAGCAGAAGGUCGAGGAGUACCGUACUGAAUGGGAGGCUCUCAUGGCCCAGCGCCUCGCCGAGAAGGAGAAGAGCGAUGAGGUCUUUGACACCGACGACACUCUGCUCGAGGGUCACGUGCACACAUACUUCCACCGCACCAGCCCCAUGUUCAAGGGCAUGGAGGAGAAGUCCGCUCCCAGCAAGCAGGACAACUUCCGCCUGCCCCCUGCUGCCGAGUCUGGCUCUGAGGAGGACAUCUCCUCCGACAAAGCUGCUGAGCUAUAG
Molecule: messenger RNA, 2010 nt
Organism: Penicillium daleae
Lineage: Eukaryota; Fungi; Ascomycota; Eurotiomycetes; Eurotiales; Aspergillaceae
Product: putative MFS phosphate transporter
Exons: 3
Coding region: 1-2010 (669 amino acids)
Biological process (GO): transmembrane transport
Cellular component (GO): membrane
Molecular function (GO): transmembrane transporter activity
Source: RefSeq, a predicted model, not a curated record